Arvicanthis niloticus (Nile rat) is the source of this 4827-nucleotide messenger RNA. It is a transcript of the gene Rxra, whose product is annotated as retinoid X receptor alpha. Gene Ontology annotation, biological process: regulation of DNA-templated transcription. NCBI's taxonomy places the organism in Eukaryota, Metazoa, Chordata, Mammalia, Rodentia, Muridae. The record is from RefSeq and is a predicted model, not a curated record. Gene Ontology annotation, molecular function: zinc ion binding; sequence-specific DNA binding; nuclear steroid receptor activity. Gene Ontology annotation, cellular component: nucleus.
CGGAGGCGCGGGCGGCGUGUGCGCGCGCGGGGCGCGCGCAGGCACAAGUAGUUUACAUUGUUGGGCGACUUUUGCAACAACUCGCCGCGCCGCGGCCUCCGCGCGCCGCCGCCGCCGCCGCCGCCGCCGGCUCCCCGCCGCCCGGGCCCCGGGCGGGCCGCGCCGGGGGCCGCCGCGCUGCCGCCCCGCUGCUCCGCCGCCGGCUGGGCAUGAGUUAGUCGCAGACAUGGACACCAAACAUUUCCUGCCGCUCGACUUCUCUACCCAGGUGAACUCUUCAUCCCUCAACUCUCCAACGGGCCGAGGCUCCAUGGCUGCCCCCUCACUGCACCCCUCCCUGGGUCCAGGAAUCGGCUCUCCACUGGGCUCCCCUGGGCAGCUGCACUCGCCUAUCAGCACCCUGAGCUCUCCCAUCAAUGGCAUGGGUCCACCCUUCUCUGUCAUCAGCUCCCCUAUGGGCCCGCACUCCAUGUCGGUACCCACCACACCCACAUUGGGCUUCGGGACUGGUAGCCCCCAGCUCAACUCACCCAUGAACCCCGUGAACAGCAGUGAGGAUAUCAAGCCCCCACUAGGCCUCAAUGGCGUCCUCAAGGUUCCUGCCCACCCCUCAGGAAAUAUGGCAUCUUUUACCAAGCACAUCUGUGCUAUCUGUGGGGACCGCUCCUCAGGCAAACACUAUGGGGUGUACAGUUGUGAGGGCUGCAAGGGCUUCUUCAAGAGGACAGUACGCAAAGACCUGACCUAUACCUGCCGAGACAACAAGGACUGCCUGAUCGAUAAGAGACAGCGGAACCGGUGUCAGUACUGCCGCUACCAGAAGUGCCUGGCCAUGGGCAUGAAGCGGGAAGCUGUGCAGGAGGAGCGGCAGCGAGGCAAGGACCGGAAUGAGAAUGAGGUGGAGUCCACCAGCAGCGCCAACGAGGACAUGCCUGUGGAGAAGAUUCUGGAAGCGGAGCUCGCUGUUGAGCCCAAGACUGAGACAUACGUGGAGGCAAACAUGGGGCUGAACCCCAGCUCACCAAAUGACCCUGUUACCAACAUCUGUCAAGCAGCAGACAAGCAGCUCUUCACUCUUGUGGAGUGGGCCAAGAGGAUCCCACAUUUCUCUGAGCUGCCCCUGGACGACCAGGUCAUCCUGCUACGGGCAGGCUGGAACGAGCUUCUGAUCGCCUCCUUUUCGCACCGCUCCAUAGCUGUGAAGGACGGGAUCCUCCUUGCCACCGGCCUGCACGUGCACCGGAACAGUGCUCACAGUGCCGGGGUGGGCGCCAUCUUUGACAGGGUACUAACAGAGCUGGUGUCUAAGAUGCGUGACAUGCAGAUGGACAAGACGGAGCUGGGCUGCCUGCGAGCCAUCGUCCUGUUCAAUCCUGAUUCUAAGGGGCUCUCAAACCCUGCUGAGGUGGAGGCGCUGAGGGAGAAGGUGUACGCAUCACUAGAGGCAUACUGCAAACACAAGUACCCCGAGCAGCCGGGCAGGUUUGCCAAGCUGCUGCUCCGCCUGCCUGCACUGCGUUCCAUCGGGCUCAAGUGCCUGGAGCACCUGUUCUUCUUCAAGCUCAUCGGGGACACGCCCAUCGACACCUUCCUCAUGGAGAUGCUGGAGGCCCCACAUCAAGCCACCUAGGCCCCUGCCUCCCAUGUGCCAGUCCCGCGCCCUGCCUGGACACAGCUGCUCAGCUCCAGCCCUGUCCCUGCCCUUUCUGAUGGCCCGUGUGGAUCUUUGGGGUGCAGUGUCCCUAUGGUCCCAAAAGAUGCAUCACCAUCGUCGCAUUCUUAUUAAUGCUUGCCUUUGGCCCAGGGCCGCGGCCGAGCUGGUGUGACACCUAGCCAGCCCCCUGCCCUACAUCAGGCUCUAAGGCUAUGCUGCUGUCGCCCUGAGAGCCUUGGGGUACUUUGUGGGGUCUUCAGCCCCUGGAGCUGCCAGAGCUGGGAGAAGGGCUUGUUCUGGUUGCUGUUUGCUGUCGCUGGUUUUCGACAUGCCCACGUGGCACCUCUCUUUGGAAUGCUCCAUCUUUACCUGUUCAGAGUCCUGGUACCCAGUUAGGAUGGGAAUCCACCUGGGGUCAAGAGGGAGCAGGUGGGACAGGUUGUAUCCUCCUGGGUCAUAGCUAACCCGGAAAGCCUGUUUUCAAAGAUACCCUGAGAUAUCACUCCGAGGAGCAGAAUUUUGGGACCACCUCAAGGCCACGUGGGCUGGAGGUCCUCUGUCAUGUCCCCUGUCAUGUGUCACCAACCCAGGGUUAGCCGACUAUAGUAGCCUGGCUUUGCCGCCACAGUUCUUCCCUUCUGGUCUGCAAGGUGGCACCAUGGAUCAUCCUGGAGGGCUGCCCUGGCUCAGUGGCCCUGUGGGACACUGGCUAUCCUGAGGCUCAGGGAAGAGAGGAGGGCUGUUGUCUGGUUUCUGGAAAGGGGGUCUGAGGGACCUGGAGAUGAACUGUGCAGACAUGGCAGGUGACUGUCCUGGUGUGGCUGACUCAGCAGGCUCUGUGUGGGACUCUAGCAUGGGCCCUUUCUUGGACUGGCUACUUCAGUUAGAAUCCUGACAGGGACUUUCUGGGACUCCCUCUGGUAUGAUGGUGUCUGUGGGCAGUGUUUGUUCAGAAUCUUACCCAAGGGUUCUGUCACACCUGCUAAGAUGGCAGGCUGCAGACUCGGGCUUCAGCCAGCCUUGUCCCAUGUGCCUCUCCAGUUGACGAGCCUUGUUUGCACUGUGGGGCCGCCUUGGGUGCCAGUCUUCAUGAUCUAGUCUCAGACUGCAGGGGCCCAGGUUUGUCAGGAGUAGGUGCCUUAGUGGGCAUGUCCAUACUGCCUUCCCAACAGCUGGUCUCCCAUUGGUCUGUGGGCCGGGAGGGGAGGGCCCUCAUGAAAGAGAACAUCUAAGGGAUUGGACCUAGAAGUGGUGGCUGGGAGGAGCCAGUUUCCUGGGCUCUGUGGGGAAGGACACAUUGAGUUUUCACCUUUCAAAAUCUCAAACCAUUGCCAGCAGAGGCACCUAUAACAGGUUCCAGAAACAUCUUCCCUGUACCCCUUCUCUCCAUGUAGUGGCAUGGGGGACGUCUGUGGGAGACAUCACAGAUCCCAGGACCAGGCUUUCCUAGAAAAUCUGUACAGCCUUUGGGGCUGGUAGCAGCAGGCAGAGGAGCGGAUUCCCCAGUCCAUCCCCAGCACCGUGCCUUCUGCAGACCUUCUCUCCACUGCUCAUGUCAGCCCUGCUCUACACUGUGCUCUGCCCUCUGAGCCACUGAGGAUGCUCAGCCGUUCCAGCAGAGAAAGUCCUGGGGCCGAGUCAUGCCUGGCCUUGGCUGGCUGUCAGGCUUUGACUGCAAGCCCACUGGCCCACAUAGCCUUACCUGCCACUGCUUGUCACUAUAGAGUCCCUGGUGAGCUUUCCGCUCCUUUAGCCUCACUGUUGCUGCCAUUGGAGGCAGUGCUGUUUGUUUGCAGCGGUGGUGUGGAUGUGGUGGAACUAAGGAGAAAAUUGGGGCUUCAUUUAACCAGACCGUCAGUCAUGUUACCAAUCUGGCUCAAUUAAGGUGAUUGUAAUUACUAUUGUUAUUUUGGUGAAACAAUCUUUAAUUUUCUAAAGAUAGCACUAACAUCAGCUCAUUAGCCACCUUGUGCCCAUCCCCACUUCAGCCUGGUUGGAUGACAGCUGCUACCAAUGGUCACGUGACUUCCACACUGCAGCUUCUGGGCCAUAUUCCUCAUCCGUGUCACCACCCUGCUUGGAGAUUCAUUUGGGGCUCCUGUGACAGAGAAGUGAAGAUGACCACAGGGCCUGUGGCAGCUGCCAGCCCAUGUCACCUUGAAACCACAGUCACUGGGGGAAUUUGGUCCCAUGCCCUCAGUUUCCCAAACUACAGCAUCCCCAAGGAUACUGGGUGACUUGGUGACAGUGCCAAGAGACCUCGAGCCCCCUCCCCUGGCAUCCCAGGAUACCCGGCCAAAGCAGGCAACCAAUGGCUAGUCAUCUGCUGUCCCUACCUUAGAACUGGGGCGGGUGACCUGGUCCCCAUGCACGCAGGUGUGUGGUGUGAACAUGGACGUGCUUUACAGAGACUGCAGAGGCUGCCCACCAGCGACCGGAGUUGUGCAGCACAGUUGCUGAUGUUUUGUGUUCCUUUUAAUCAAGACUUUCCCAUUUUCCUGUACAGUUGCUUCUUGUGAGCAAGGACCCGAGGUCCCCCUGUGGGGAAGCCGGGCUCUGGCAACUCUCUGGAGGCAGGGGAUGCAUCUAUUUUCAGAUGCUUCAGGGCUAGAGUGCCCCGAUCUCUAGCCAUGCCUUAGCUGGGAUGUGCGGCCACCGUGGGGGAGGAUGCCGCGUCCGCAGGGAGUAGAUAGAGGAAUGUUUAACGCACCGGGAAGGGUAAAUGAAUCUAUUUUUGUACAAAUGUAAUUUUAUCCCUCAUGUAAACUGGAUGGCAUGGCGGGGGACCUGUUUUGUUUCUGCUUUGAGUGUCAAGAAGCGUUGGGACACCCUGACGCCACCGAGAAGGCAGAGGAGGCCCUUACCAGGAGGCUGAAGCUCGUGAGAACAGCACAGACAGACACUUCCUUUGGUGGGAGGGAGGGCCACAACGGGCAGGGUUUCCUUCCCCUUCUUGGUGAUUUGAACAACCUUGCUCUGUCCUCGGUGCCUGCCUGCCGGCCUCUGCAGCUCCUCUGACUGUGAACUGACUUCCCUGUGUAACUGCUCUCUGGGACAUUGUGACGCCGGGGGGUUGAUGAACAGCAGUCUCAGGAUUGUAGAAAAGAAACAAAAAGUGAGAGGAGAGACAAAUACGAGCGUUUCAAAAUAUAUCUCCACUCAGUUCUCAUCUG